AUGACCAGCAGGGCCAACAAGCGCAAAGCUCCUUCCACCGGCUCCACUAGUAAAGGAAGCUCGCCAGCGAAACGAGCGCGACCAGACGUGCCAGACUAUCACCAGACUCCCUCGGUGAAGGAUGCAGACGGGGAGAUCCAAUGGCCUGCUCCCAAAGCGCAAAUCCAGCGCGCGAGGGAAAUUAUUCUCGAGAGCGCAAAGGCUGGCAAGCCAGUCGUGAUCGUGCCUGAUAAAGAUGCCGAUGGACUUUCAGCGGGCGCCAUAUUGAGACACACUCUCAUCCUCUUGGGCCUACCGAAAGAAUUGAUCAGCGUACAUCUCCUCACAAAAGGCAAUACCGUACACAGUGAAGAGGAAAGGCAGUUGAUCGCAAGCCAAGAUCCUGCGUACAUCUUCGUCGUUGACCACGGCAGCCGAGCAUCGCCUCCUCUCAUUGACGGCGACCACACUGCGCUGGUCAUAGACCAUCACCAUGCUACACCCGAUGACUCCCCCCAGGGAGCUGAACAUGUCACGGCCUGCGAAUCUCCACCAGUUGCGACGUCCUCUCUACUCACCUACGAGAUAUGUGAACCUUUACACCCUGAUGUGGCCUCGACGUGCGACUGGCUCUGUAUCGUUGGGACGCAUGGUGACUUAGGGAACACUCUCAAAUGGGAACCGCCAUUUCCUGACAUGAAAGCAACACUUAAGAAGUACACGAAGAAGACCUUGAACGACGUCGUUUCUCUAGUCAACGCACCUCGACGAACCGCCACCUACAAUGUUAAGUCUGCUUGGGAUGCGCUGUGUGAGACAGCCGAGCCUGCGAGCGUGUUGAAGAACUCUCGCCUCCUAGCUGCUCGAGCUGAGGUUAAUGAUGAGGUCGAAAGGUGCACACACGCGGCUCCCAAAUUCUCUCCCGACGGCAAGAUCGCAGUUUUCAGAAUUCGCUCUGAAGCGCAAGUGCAUCCUGUCAUAGCGACUCGUUGGGCAGGGCAUCUCCAGAGCAAAGCUUUGGAAAUAAUUCUUGUCGCCAACGAAGGGUAUCUACCUGGAAAGGUGAACUUCUCCUGCCGAAUUCCUCGAUGCGCGAGGAGUAGGGAUCCUCCCGUGGACAUCAUACAAAGCUUGAGGGCGUACGCGAGUCUGCCAGAUCCGAGGAGUGAGGAUAGAUCCAGCUCACCUCAACCACAGGAGAAGGCACCUCUACUCGAGCGUCUAGGAGACGAUUUCGCGAGGGGCCACGUGCAAGCAUCUGGAGGCAUCGUCGCCACCAACGAGUUCGAGGAGCUCAUGCAACGCAUGCAGAUUGGUGUCAAGGCAGCGAAGAAAGAAAACGACAGUCCUACGAAACAGAAGACCAAGACGAUAGAUCCGGGGCAGAAGAACACAUUGAUGGGAUACUUCAGCAAGAAGUGA
Messenger RNA from Zasmidium cellare ATCC 36951, 1401 nucleotides. RefSeq lists its product as uncharacterized. The record is from RefSeq and is a predicted model, not a curated record. NCBI's taxonomy places the organism in Eukaryota, Fungi, Ascomycota, Dothideomycetes, Mycosphaerellales, Mycosphaerellaceae. The transcript has 2 exons. Bases 1 to 1401 code for a protein of 466 amino acids.